Salmo salar (Atlantic salmon) is the source of this 5097-nucleotide messenger RNA. Its product is annotated as sodium channel regulatory subunit beta-4. Gene Ontology annotation, cellular component: voltage-gated sodium channel complex; plasma membrane. NCBI's taxonomy places the organism in Eukaryota, Metazoa, Chordata, Actinopteri, Salmoniformes, Salmonidae. The record is from RefSeq and is a predicted model, not a curated record. Gene Ontology annotation, molecular function: sodium channel regulator activity; transmembrane transporter binding. Gene Ontology annotation, biological process: regulation of ventricular cardiac muscle cell membrane repolarization; regulation of sodium ion transmembrane transporter activity; cardiac muscle cell action potential involved in contraction.
CCUCGCUUGCUCUCUCUCUCUCCUUUCUCUCUCUCGCUUGCUCUCUCUCUCUCUUCUUUCUCUUCUCGCUUGCUCUCUCUCUCUCCCUCUCUCUCUGACUGGGACUGCAUCGUGCCUUUCUCUGCAGAGGAAUCGCUGGCUGGUGGAAUCUCCUUGACUGCACCCUGACUGGCUGUGCGCAGUGAUUCUCCCCUGGCUCAGCUCCUCUGCUCUGCCGUGUGUUCUGACUCAGCUGUGCUGUGUAGUCAGCCUGCUGGUCCGGCUUCUCAGGGAACACAGCCACAGGAAGAGGAGUGUCGGGGCUGGCAGGCAGACGCACCGCUACCAGGACUGGAUAACAACACAGUGGGACGUGGUGCCUCGGUUGGGACCAGAUCAGUCGCCCAGGCACAACAAACAACCAGACCAGGGGGAUUCAGGUUUACACAGACCUGACCAGUUUCUGAGGGGAUAACUCCAGCCCAACGGACCCUGGGCUGGAUCCCACAGCAGGGGGUGUUUUGGACGGGAUCAUAGUGCCAUGGAGGUUCAGGGGAAUGGGCCUGAGGAGCCCAGGUCCAAGUAUCUGUUGUCCUCACACACCACCUGGCCCUGGACCAGCCUGAUCAUCACUUUGCUGCUCAGUGUGUGGUCUGCUCAGGGCCUGGAGAUGUCCACAGGGAAGGUCCCGUUCCUGGAGGCGUUGAACGGCAGUACUGUACUUCUACCCUGCACCUACGCCAGCUGUAUCGGCAUCAAAAACCUCUACUUCAACUGGCAGUACAACGACAACGGCACUAUGCAGAAGGUGUGUGAGUCUGUGAUUCCGUUAGACGGGAUGGAUCCCCAUCCAGUGAGUAUCUACCGGGAGCGGGUGGAGUUUAUCGGCACCGGUGAUCACAACAACAUCUCUAUCCUGCUUUGGAACAUCACCUUUGAGGACGAGGGCCAGUACACCUGCUUCGGACGCAACCCCAAAGAGAAGGGCAAGAACCACAGCGCUAUCUUUACCCUUGUCGUGGUGGACGAGUUACGAGUGGUGGACAACACUCUCACCAUCAUAAUUGCUUCUGCAGUGGGCGGAGCCAUCGCCCUGCUGAUGACUUUCAUGCUGGUGAAGAACUUCAUCCUCUUCGUUCUCUUCAAAAUCGAGGAGAAGAAAAAGAUCGAGUGCCUUGUACAAUCUUCCUCAGCAGAUGAAACAAACAAUGUCUCAGGAUCCAAAACUUCGAAACCAACGACACCAAAGAAGAAAUGAGAGUACUUGCAUGUAUGUACAACCAUAUAUAAAUAUACAGUUAUAUCUAUGCAUAUAUUUAUAUGCACAAACAUGUGUAUGCACUCAUGUGACUCCAUGGGCAGGUUUCUUGGGCAGGUUUUUUGGACUGAGAAGCACGUCUGAUGGAGAGUCUUCAUUGAAAGUGUUUGUUAGUCCAAUAAGCUUAGGCUGUGUCCGGGAAACCUCCCACAUAUGUUUAAGUUGAUAUAUUGUUUAAAAAAAAUCUUAAACCUAGGACUGUUUUUCAUAUGAUAAUAAAAAAAAGAAAAAGAGAUGAAUUGAAUAUACGCUUGAGACAGGGAAUAACGCGAUGUAAUAAUGUUGUUUAAACUGUGCUGGAUCCUGCUCCUCUCUUCACCAACCGCACUACCCUGGGCUUAACUGAAACUGUCUACAAAUUCAAAUAUUGUGUUUUGUGGAAACACAUAGUCUAAUUCAAUUUCCAGUGACAUUUUGCCACUUCAGAUUCAGCUUAUUCAGUAAUGCUCUGAUUCACAUAGAGUUGAGUUUAGUGUUGUUUAGAUAGAAUACAAUGAUAUUAACUCUGCCUAUCCAAAAGUGAUUAAUUUAGCCUAUUUUAUAAUAUUUAGAAACAAAGGUCUUUAAAAGGGUGAUGCUGUGGUGAGACAUGAGAAAGGAUCCAGUUCAGAACUUAAUACACUUUCUUUGCUUGAUAUAAAGCACUGGUGCCUGUUAGCGCUUCUAUCUUCCUCUGCUGAUAGGAAGACUAAAUACUGCAAAACCAUUUACCUAACGCAGAAAAACGCAAGAGAAUAAUACUGCAAGCUGAUGAAUGAAAUUAUAGACAAUCCCUUGAAACCAACCCCCUAGAAAAAAUGAACCUCUAAUAAUGCUGCUUUUAAGACAAAUAACCUUUUUAAUGCAUUUAUAAGCAUGUGAAACCCCAGGGCGGAUUUAGAGGCACAAUGCUUGACAAUAGACAUGUACUCUCUCUUGUGUUCCUUUCCGGAAUCCAAGAUUUAACCACAUGUAAUGUGGUAAGUUCUGUCUGCUUUGAACCUGGAUCUAAAUCUCCUCAUAUCAUGCCAACCCCUGCUACAUCCAGUGUGCCAAGGCUAUGCACACUAUUUGGUAAAGUGGGUCUUCUGGCAUGAACAUUAACCCCCCCCCAACAGAAAUAUCUGCCACAUUUCUUAUAGUAAGUCAUUUACAAAUGGAUCUCUCUUUGCUGUACAGAGCACAUUCACACACAUUCAUGUUUUUACACACUGCAAUAAGUACUCAGCAGAAUUUAUGAUGGUUCAUUCAUGGCUCAUGAUUCAACACAAAUUCACCAUCUGCAAAAAACAGAUAUCGAUCAGCUACAGUCAUUAUGGAUACCUCCACUAACUAUACCAUAAAGAGAUGCAUGGGGCAGCAGUUAAGUUGCAGGUAGAGUGAAAGACUGGAACAGAUCUUUACUGGACAGUGUAGAAUAGACACAUAACUAAUAUCCCAUAUUCAGCCAAUUAUUUUGCCAAACUGGGAUAACCCUGAGAAACCCACGUCUGAUCAGGAAUGGACUGGGAUAACCCUGAGAAACCCACAUCUGAUCAGGAAUGGACUGGGAUAACCCUGAGAAACCCACAUCUGAUCAGGAAUGGACUGGGAUAACCCUGAGAAACCCACAUCUGAUCAGGAAUGGACUGGGAUAACCCUGAGAAACCCACAUCUGAUCAGGAAUGGACUGGGAUAACCUUGAGAAACCCACAUCUGAUCAGGAAUGGACUGGGAUAACCCUGAGAAACCCACAUCUGAUUAGGAAUGGACUGGGAUAACCCUGAGAAACCCAUAUCUGAUCAGGAAUGGAAUGUCAUUGGGUUACUAUGGAAACCCAUUGCUAGUGAACUACAAUGUCAAGAUACAAUAGUGGUGUUUUUAACACACAAUGUCUUGUUUUGAAGAUACUUCCAGUGUGUGACAGAAUUGAGGGAAAACCAUGUUCAGGGAAGAAGUUCACGUCUAUGUCCAUUGUCCAGGAACUUGCUGAAUCUGUCAUUGUAUAAACAUAACAAAUAUACCUCCCUCAAUCACUUGCUGAACCUGUUUCUAAUGUGGACAACCCCUGGUGUUGCUGUUCCCAUAGCAUAGCCCUUCAAAUAAAUGCACUGGCUUGUAGCAAUAGCAGGAGGAUAUUUUGGGCACUUUACCUUAGAUAUGUAUAUUCUUCGGCUGUGCUAGACGUGUGUAAACAGAUGUGUUGUAUCGGUGGAGCAGUGAGUGAAUGAACCUAAAUGUAUAUUUAACAUGAGGGUAAAGUUGAAUGAAUGACCUUUGCUGUCUUAGAUGAGAACAGACCGACACCAUGGUUAGGCCAUCGACAGUAGUACAUGUACUAUCUCUGGUUGGACAUGGCUUUGAGCUUGUGGCACUGAAUCCCUGGCUGAUUCAUACUCUCCUAAGAUAACAGUGAUACUAUGCAAACACAAACACCACUACUGAGAGGAAGACAUCCACACACUGUAGGACAGGCUGCUGCAGUUCCCUCAAUGGGAUUUGCUUUCUCAAAGCUGCCCUGACAUCACAGCAACAUGACUAUACUGUAGCUACUGCAGGAUUCCAAUAAACCAUUUUGAGUUCCUUUUACUGUGAUAAUUUAAGCAAUAAAAAUGACAAGAGCAACAGUAAUCAAAGUGGCAUAUGGGAAAUGGAGUUGAUCCAGGGUAGAUGAGGAAACAUAGGCUUAUAGUGCAAGGGUAUUCAGUCCUUGGGCUGCGGCACUGCUAGUUUUCAUUGUUUUUAAACGGAGACUGUCUGGUUCAGACCUGUGAAAUCACCUGUAAAGAGAUUCUGGCCAAUCAAUUAAGUACAAAGGAGAAGUACAUAGUGCAGACCUCGCUGCUCAGAUUUGAAUACUUAUUUUGCCUGUAAUGCACUGAUGUAUAAGCUUCCCCUUCUCACUCUGGGAAGCUAGCCUCUUUUUUCUGUUACUACAGUAUGUGGCCCUUUUGUCAAUGUUUGGAAGGCACAUAGUGGUGUCUUUUCUCAUGUCUAGUUUAGGUCUGUUGUGAUGUGUGAAAAGACCUUCAAAGGUUCCUGAAUGUUGGAACCUAUGGAGCUAUGCAAUAUACAGUGUAAUUUAAAGGAGCAACAUGUAAGAUUUAAGCCAUAAAUCCAAUUGCAUCAUGUUUUUUUUUAAAGGAGACUGCUUAAAAAUGACAUAGUUCAGCUUACCUUAUCACAAUACAAAAAAGAUUGUUACAAGGACGAAUAAGUUUUGUACUGCUAAUGUUCUUGCUAUUGUUGUCAACCUCACAAACGAGAACCAAUCGUAAUACAGGAAGUUGUACACAACUAAUUUGCAGCGUCACGCAGCAUUCUAAAAAGUAGAUUUUAUUCUUGUGAUAUCUAUCCAUUGACAUUUGGCACUAGUUGCAGGUGGAAAUGUUACAUGUAUAACCUCUAAACAAAGCCGAACUGUGAAAGUGACUCAUGUUCUGUUGAAAUGCCCUUACACAGCUCUGGAUGACCUAGUACCAACUGUCUUCUUUGUUCCCUUUAUUUUGACAACUGUACUGAAAACUGGAUAGGUGAAGCAAAAGUUCAAUCUUUGUGGUUUGGAAAUUCUGAGAACACUUUGUUGUACCAAGUUGUAGUAGCGGAAAUAGUGACCUCAUCCAUUAUUGCACUUAAGACAACAGAAUGUUUGAAUCUAUAAUGUACCCAGACAUUACUGACCCCUUAGUCCCAUAUUCCUCUUCCAACUAAUAUGAAUGUACAGCCAUAUUUCUCCUAUUCCCUCAAAUGAUGCCUCCCAUGUAAUCUCUCCAUCAUGCAUAUCCGCUCAAAUUUUAUUUAUUAUAAAAAGCCACAAGAAUCCAAUAAACUUUUGAAUACAA